AUGGGAUUUUUGGAUGGAGAUGAGCUGGCUGUGAACUUACUGUGCUGGAGUGAAACUAAUGCUCGUGAGGAUGGGGAGAGCACUCGAAGCAACAUGGUUAGGAAUGCAUUUGCACGGCCAAGUCAGCAUAUGAAAGACAUUCUUUUUGGAACCCUUGUUGCGAUUGGAGUUAUUGUUUGUGCAGUGAUUAUAGUUACUAUUAUUCUGUGCCUCACCUGUUCGUGUUGCUGUUUGUAUAAAGCAUGUCGAAGACCACGGCCUGUUGUGACCACCACUACUUCUACUACAGUGGUUCACGCUCCCUAUCCCCAGCAGCAGGGAGUGCCACCCAACUACCCAGUAGCCCCAUAUCAAGGGUAUCAGCCUGUGGCUAUCCAGCCACAGCCGGGAAUGCCGGUAGCACCGUACCCUGCACAGUAUCCUCCCCCUUACCCCAUGCAGCCAUCAGGACCCCCAGCUUAUCAUGAAACGGUGGCAGCUGGUGCUGGAGCACCUUACCCUAUCAGCCAGCCCCCUUACAACCCUGCUUAUAUGGAUCCUCAGAAGCCCACCUAUUGA
Antrostomus carolinensis (chuck-will's-widow) is the source of this 558-nucleotide messenger RNA. It is a transcript of the gene SHISA5, whose product is annotated as shisa family member 5. Lineage: Eukaryota; Metazoa; Chordata; Aves; Caprimulgiformes; Caprimulgidae. The record is from RefSeq and is a predicted model, not a curated record. Bases 1 to 558 code for a protein of 185 amino acids. The transcript is spliced from 4 exons.